UCUCUCGGGGUGAAGAAAAGACUGAAGAUGAAGCUUGCUGUGUUUGUUUCCCUGCUGGUGGUUGUAACAGCCCAGGCUGUAUCUGCUUCAUGCAUUGGUAAAACCGUGGACGUGUGGGUGGCAAACGGCCAUGGUCUCACAGGGGAUGGACUUCAGGACCCAGAUCCCUAUGUUCUGGUGACAAUCGGCGACGAGACCGAAAAAACCAGAGUCAUUCAUUCAAAUGCCAACCCAGGCUGGUGGCAGAAGUUCCAGUUCUACGGUGUCUCCAGUGACCUGAUGAAAAUCGAUGUUUGGGAGGCUGACUAUGGACUUCGCGGGGAUGACGACCACCUGGGAACUUGCAUGGAGCCACUGAGAUCUGAUGGUCGCAAAUAUCAUGCUGUACAGUGCGUUGUGAAGGACGGUGGCUUUGUCAAAGUCUUUUACAAGUGUCACUAAGUGUAACCUGCUAAUGAGAAUAUAAGAGUAUGAUGUGAAGUGAAGAAAAGACACUUUGUCUUUGAAAUGUUCGGUGGCAGAAACACACAACUUCUCAGGUGCAUAGGAGUGUACAAAACAGCCAAUAUCAUCUGCCGUUGACUUUUUUUGUUGUUAAACAGGUGAAAAAUGAACACACAAAUGUUGGUGAUGGAUUAGUAAGUGAAAAUUGUGCCAUUAUUCUCUGUACUGUUGGCGUUUUACAAACUGCAGCUGUUCAGUAUUUUGUUUCUGAACAAUUAUAUCUUCACUGAAAGAUAAAAUUCCCAUUUAGAUGAGUAAGU
Molecule: messenger RNA, 764 nt
Organism: Seriola aureovittata
Lineage: Eukaryota; Metazoa; Chordata; Actinopteri; Carangiformes; Carangidae
Product: perforin-1-like
Exons: 2
Coding region: 28-441 (137 amino acids)
Source: RefSeq, a predicted model, not a curated record